AUGGUCAGCUCGUCACCAGACCGUUGUCGGCAUAAUUCACAGGACUACGGCGGGAACAAGGCUCAGAGUUUGCGCAGCGCUCGUACCGAUUCUUUGCCCAACCUCGACGGCCCCUCCUCUAGGUCUGCGAGCCCCUUGAGGGUCACCGAUUCUCCCCUUUCAAUGCUUGUCAAUGAGACGGAGAAAUUUCCAGUUCUUGACGUUGAUGACCCUCACAACCAGCCCAAAAUCCAUUGCGAUGACGAAGGCAACAAAUCCGAAGUCAAGGGAACACAGACGCCAGCAAAUACCAACGAUGCGCCACUGUCGCCCGUUGUCCAGCAAACCCAAAGUCAGCCGGCAGAAUCGCCGAAGAAGGAGCACAAGAAGCGGUAUAGUAUUGGUGUGGCUCUCUUUGGUAAAGACAAGAAUGUUUCAGAGGGGUCGGAAACUGCACGCAAAUUGCAGAAACCCAGACGGCGAACAAUGUCCUUCACCAAGAAGGAAGCCCAGAAGUCAUUACACGAAGAAACCCACCAUGAUAUUGUCCAGGAAGUCAAAGUAGAUGGAGCAACGAUUGAAGAUACUGAUUCAGCGGCACAUCCAGCGGUCCGACCUUUGUCUCUUAUCAUCCCAGGCGAGUUCAAAGGGAAGGAAAAGGAAAUCGAUGCCGGUCCCGUCUACGCUCGAUGCUCCUGCUGCGGUAGACUAAAACGUCCACCAGGAUAUGCCAGCGAGCUAAGUCCAGUCUUGGAAAAUGAAAACCUGAAGACGAAGUUCAGUUUCGAAAUCGAACGGAUGUCCCCGACAACACAAAGACGAAGCUCUGAUGCUAGCCCAGACAAACAUACGCCAAUUAUCCCUACAGAAAUCGGCGGGAAUGAGGCUCGUCAAGCAACUAUUGAAUCAUACAAGGACCCGGUCAGCCCAGCUAGCGAACAGAGCCCCCCAAAGAACACCAGUCCCAGAAGAUCAAAGAGACACUCUGAUCCUCCCAGAUUCGUCCGAUUUGGAAGUUUACACGGCCGCAGAAAUACCGAUCCGACCGUGAUCGACGAGGAAGACGAGGUCGACGUGGAGGUUAAUGCCCCUCUCAUGGAUGCCCAAACGGGCAUAGACGCUAGAGACGCCGGAAUUCGAAAUCUGGCUGCUGUCGAGGAAGUCGCGAGCAGCCGACCUGUAAUUGAACAUGAUGGAGAUCGAUCAUUCGUCGAGCCACAGUUCUGCGUGUCAUCUUCGUCCACCGAAGUAGCAGCGGCUACCCAUCCGCGAUCGCCAAUCCAGGAAACGCCGUCGGCCACUCUUGUCACACCGGCUCACGAGGCCAGCCCCGAGGAUCAACCCGUGGAGACGCGGACGUCAAGUCCGACAAGCUCGUCACCCGACCAGAGCCAAUCAUUGCUCUGUCUGCCCGAACCAUCUUUCGGACCAGAAUUUGCACGAAGUAACACCAUCUUGAGAAGCUUCGUCAUGGAGUCGAAUCGGACUGUCAGCAAUCACGGCAGUGCCCUCGAUGUGGGAUUACCUGGCUCAGCGAGGGGGACGGGUGGUGUUGCUAUGCCGGCAGCGAUGAAUCAGGCCCGAGCCCAAUUGUUAGACACGGAGCGCCAAAAAGGUCAAAAAUGGGUUGCCGAAGUCAUGGCGGUUUAG
Messenger RNA from Capronia epimyces CBS 606.96, 1629 nucleotides. RefSeq lists its product as uncharacterized. Lineage: Eukaryota; Fungi; Ascomycota; Eurotiomycetes; Chaetothyriales; Herpotrichiellaceae. The transcript has a single exon. The record is from RefSeq and is a predicted model, not a curated record. Bases 1 to 1629 code for a protein of 542 amino acids.